This is a messenger RNA of Zootoca vivipara (common lizard), 1696 nucleotides long. The record is from RefSeq and is a predicted model, not a curated record. NCBI's taxonomy places the organism in Eukaryota, Metazoa, Chordata, Lepidosauria, Squamata, Lacertidae.
UUGCGUGUGCGCGCGUGCCUCUAUAUAUUAUAAGUCUACGCAUCAUCACGUAUGACGGAACCCCGCAAUUACGGGCGUGGCUGCGGAGAGAGAGAGGGAGGAAGCCGCCAUUUUGUUUGUUUGCGGAUGGAAGGAGAGACGUUUAUCCUUCGCAGCUCGCCGUUGAGGAUGAAGCACUCAAAGCUAACCCAGUGCUCUGGGCAGGGUGAAAGAAGGAGCUGGGAUGAAGAAAAGAGCGCACACAGCCAAAAGCGCAGGCGGAAGUCUCACAGCAGUGAAAGAGAAGGCAGAUGCUAUAAAUCACUUAAAAGUGCCAACAGCAGCUACUUGGAAGAUAGAUCCAUAACUAAGAGAGACCGUCAUGACCGAAGAUAUGUUGAGGAGUAUGUAAAUGACUUCCGUGACGUAGAUGACUAUAAGCAUUAUUGCAGAGAGUAUGAAAAGAGUCACCAACAUCAUUUUAGCAAAUCCUCUGGUCAAAGUGGGAAAAGUAGUCAUAAAAGAAAGCAUAAGAAACAUGACCCCCAUGACAGCUUGUAUUCGAAGAGUCACCGAAGGAAAAGAUCCAGGAGUGUAGAGGAUGAGGAGGGUCAUCUGAUCUGUCAAAGUGGAGACGUACUAAGAGCAAGAUAUGAAAUUAUUUCAACUUUAGGGGAAGGUGCUUUUGGAAAAGUAGUAGAAUGCAUUGAUCACCACAUGAAAGGGAUGCAUGUAGCUAUAAAAAUUGUGAAAAGUGUUGGUAGAUACCGAGAAGCAGCUCGUUCAGAAAUUCAGGUAUUGGAGCACUUAAAUGCCUUGGAUCCUGGCAGCAGAUUUUAUUGUUAUGGUUGUUUUCUUUUUUCUAGCUGUUGUGUACAGAUGCUGGAAUCGUUUGAACAUCAUGGUCAUGUUUGCAUUGUAUUUGAGCUGCUGGGACUCAGUACCUAUGACUUUAUUAAAGAAAAUAGCUUUUUGCCUUUUCCUAUUGAACUUAUUAGGAAGAUGGCUUAUCAGAUUUGUCAUUCUAUAAACUUUUUGCAUCACAAUAAGUUGACUCAUACAGAUCUGAAACCUGAAAAUAUUUUAUUUGUAGAAUCUGAUUAUAUAGUAAAGUAUAAUUCUAAAAUGAGGCGGGAUGAACGGACACUGAAAAAUACAGAUAUUAAAAUUGUAGACUUUGGAAGUGCAACAUAUGACAAUGAACAUCAUAGCACUUUAGUGUCUACAAGGCACUACAGAGCACCUGAAGUUAUAUUAGCACUUGGGUGGUCCCAACCCUGUGAUGUCUGGAGCAUAGGAUGCAUUCUGAUUGAAUAUUACCUCGGUUUUACAGUCUUUCAGACACAUGAUAGUAAGGAACAUCUGGCAAUGAUGGAGAGGAUACUAGGACCUUUACCCACGCACAUGAUUAAAAAAUCAAGGAAACGUUACUUCCACCAUGACCAGUUGGACUGGGAUGAACAUAGUUCUUCAGGUCGCUAUGUUAGGAGGCGGUGUAAACCACUAAAGGAAUUCAUGCACUGUCAUGAUAAAGACCAUAAAAAUCUUUUUGACCUUAUUCGUAGGAUGUUGGAAUAUGACCCUGUCAAGAGAAUUACUCUAGAUGAAGCCCUGGAGCAUCAUUUUUUUGACCCUUUAAAAAACAGAUAAACUCAUUUGAUCUACCUUCCUCCAAAGAGACGAUAAGACUGUGUCAGUUAACAACAUAAUGUGAGAA